Molecule: messenger RNA, 1276 nt
Organism: Oreochromis niloticus (Nile tilapia)
Lineage: Eukaryota; Metazoa; Chordata; Actinopteri; Cichliformes; Cichlidae
Gene: psmg2
Product: proteasome (prosome, macropain) assembly chaperone 2
Exons: 7
Coding region: 174-962 (262 amino acids)
Biological process (GO): proteasome assembly
Cellular component (GO): cytosol; nucleus
Source: RefSeq, a predicted model, not a curated record
GGUACUAAAACCGUCAUCAACAGUCGACACAGAGCCGAGCAGGUCCACAACGCCAGGCAUGAAAAUAGAAGCGAAAGUUGCCCUGGGAUUAUAAUUUAGACGUCUAACUUUUAAUUUAGUUUGUUUAUCUGGAGGCUUGUAGGGUCGUGUGUGCCUGCUGGCUGAACAGCACCAUGUUUAUCUCCUCGCAGAGCUCAGCACCCUCCUUCAGAGAUUUUACCCUCGUCAUGCCUGCGGUGGCCGUAGGUAAUGUGGGUCAGCUGGCCGUGGAUCUCAUCGUGUCCACUCUGAACAUGAGUAGGGUGGGCCACAUACACACUGACUGUCUCAUCCCGAUGGCCGGGAACGACCCGUACGCCAGCAGCAAAGAAGAUGGCGAGGAGCUGCACACUCCUGCUGAAGUUUACGCAGCAGCAGAACUGAAGCUGGCGGUCCUUCAGAUCAGAGCACCAAUUCUUCAGUCAAAGACCAAAAAGUUUCGUCAGCUGCUCGUGUCCUGGAUCAAAUCCAGCGGCUUCUCCAGGACUGUCGUCCUCUCCAGCAGCCACGCCUACCAGAGAGAUGACCAGCAGCUGCAGGGCACUCCUUUGAGGUACCUGGUCACGCCGUCCCUGCUGAAGGGGAGCGCGGACGCUUUGAAGGAACUGGGCUGGAGGGAAAUGGAGCGAGUCCCGGCCUUCCCCGGACUCACAGAUGGAAACACGGAACCACGGCUCUGCAUCCCCGGAGGAGGCAUCACCAAAGGACUUUACACAGACAGUUGCAAAGAGGACCUCCCGCUGGCUGUGCUGCUCGUCUUCUGUUCAGAAGGCGACAACAUCCCCGAUGCCUUCGCUCUGGCGAACCACCUCAACGACUGGCUCCAUCUGCUGGACGAUAACAGCAAACAGCCCAACAAAUGGAAGAUCCCGACUUCCUGGAGUCUCCUGUUUGGAAACGGCAUCCCGCCUGCACUGUUCUGAUAUAAGUGUAUAGUGUUUUAGUUUUUUACCCUCUAUAAUUUGUGUUUAAUGCAAGACGUUUGCUCCACAUGUUGUCGUUUUCAGACCUCAGCAAACUCUCAACUGGGGCCAAACCCGGUGACUGAUGGCAGCGCUGACAUAUAUAGAAAGAUGGAAAUUGCCCACAUAAAUCUCCUCUAUCUUGGAAAUGUAUCUUAAAUAACUCAAACAUAACAAAAUAAAAUGUACAGGAUGUGACCCAAACAUUCACUUCUGGACUGCUAUUUCCUGGUUUAAAACAAAAAUGUUUUUCUAAUAAAAAGUUGUUACAGGAA